Messenger RNA from Cygnus olor (mute swan), 2065 nucleotides. It is a transcript of the gene PIGU, whose product is annotated as phosphatidylinositol glycan anchor biosynthesis class U. Gene Ontology annotation, biological process: protein localization to cell surface; attachment of GPI anchor to protein. The coding region runs from base 422 to 1636 and encodes 404 amino acids. Lineage: Eukaryota; Metazoa; Chordata; Aves; Anseriformes; Anatidae. Gene Ontology annotation, cellular component: membrane; GPI-anchor transamidase complex. The record is from RefSeq and is a predicted model, not a curated record. The transcript is spliced from 11 exons.
UUUCCGGUAGCUGCAGAGAGCAAUGAGGUCUGCCCUGAGCCUCCUCUUCUCCAGACCAAACACCCCCAGUUCCCUCAGCCGCUCCUCACAGGACUUGCGCUCCCGGCCCUUCACCAGCCUCGUAGGCCUUCUCGGGAGGGGCCUUUCCCCGUGAGGUGCUGGGACAGGCCCCGCGCGGCGGAGGAGAGCAAAGCUGCCCGGAGCAGGGCGCCUCGGGGUAGCGCGGCGCCUUCGCGCUCUGCCCGUUUCGCCCCACGGCGCUCGCCGUAGCUCUCAGGUGGUGUCGGGCAGCGGCGGGGCGGCGCGGCGCGAGGCCUCCUGGGACAUGUAGUCUUCCCGGCCGUGCCGCCGCAUUGGAGCCCGGUUCUCCGACGCCGCCCGCGAACUACAGCCGGCGGCCGGCCGGCGUCUGCCCGCGAGGAUGGCGGCUCCCUUGGUGCUGGCGGUGCUGGUGGCCGUGACGCUCCGGGCCGCGCUGUACCGCUCGAGCCUCGCCGCUUUCAUCUCCGAGCGGGUUGAGGUGGCGUCGCCGCUGAGCGCCUGGAAGCGAGUGGUCGAAGGAUUAGCUCUGUUGGAUUUAGGGGUCUCACCAUAUUCUGGAGCUAUUUUUCAUGAGACCCCGCUGAUAAUAUAUCUCUUUCACUUCCUGAUUGAAUAUGCUGAAUUGGUCUUCAUGAUAACUGAUGUACUAACAGCUGUUGCCCUUUACUUGGCCAUCCAGGACUACAACAAAGUUGUGUUCAAAAAGCAAAAGCUCCUAAUAGAACUGGAUAAAUAUGCGCCAGAUGUGGCUGAACUCAUCCGGACACCCAUGGAAAUGCACUACAUCCCCCUCAAGGUAGCACUAUUCUAUCUGUUGAACCCCUACACUGUGAUGUCUUGUGUGGCAAAGUCCACCUGUGCCAUCAACAAUACUGUCAUUGCAUUCUUCAUUUUAGCUACAAUAAAAGGUAGUGCCUUCCUCAGUGCUGUAUUCCUGGCAUUAGCAACAUACCAGUCACUCUACCCUGUCACGUUGUUUGCUCCAGCUCUACUUUACCUUUUACAGCGUCAGUUCAUACCGAUAAAACCGAAAAGUAAAAGCUUCUGGCUCUACACCAUGCAGUAUGCAGCCUUGUACCUGUGCAGCCUGGUAGUAAUCAUCUGCCUCUCCUUCUUCCUCCUCAACUCCUGGGAUUUUAUCCCAUCUGUUUACGGGUUUAUCCUUUCUGUUCCAGAUCUGACACCCAAUAUUGGCCUUUUCUGGUACUUCUUUGCAGAGAUGUUUGAGCACUUUAGUCUUUUCUUCGUAUGCGUAUUUCAGAUCAAUGUGUUCUUCUACACCAUUCCCUUGGCAGUAAAGUUAAAGGAACACCCUGUGUUCUUCAUGUUUGUCCAGCUUGCAAUCAUUUCUAUCUUCAAGUCCUAUCCCACAGUGGGAGAUGUUGCACUGUAUAUGGCCUUCCUUCCAGUCUGGAGCCACCUUUACAGAUAUCCUGCUCAUCUCAGAUUAUUUCUAUGCCUUCCUCCGGCGGGAGUACUACCUCACUCACGGACUCCAUUUGACAAGACAAGAUGGGACAGAGGCCAUGCUUGUUUUGAAGUAAGGAUUGUAUCCACCAGUCCUUGGGACAUGGACUACUCUAAGGAACAGUAAAGCUUGGUGUAUAUGGGGUGGGUGGGGAAGGUUCCCUGGAUGAGGUCUGAAUUUGGGGAUGAUACCUACUGAAAGAAAGAGCUGAGGUUCUUCUGGGAAUACCUUCCACAGCAGUGGACUCAGUGCAGGCUAAAAGCUGCAAGUAGAAUCUGCAAUGCCUCCACCGGAGCAUCUCCCUUCUUCCCUCAGCUGCGCUUUUCACCGUGGCCUCAGCCAUCAACUCUGGGCAGUCCAUCAGGAACUGGAAAAAGUGUUUGAGCUAAAACCAGGACUGAAUCUCUGGCCCAGAAACAGUUCAGCCCAUAAAUUGUUUACUUCGUUGUCACCGCUUCUUGGAGAUGUUUGCUUCUCCUGGAAAUUUCCCCUUCACUGCUUUUACCAGUAAUGUUCCUGCUUGACACAAGGCAAUGUCUGUGUACUUGGUGAUAA